GAAGCUCCAGCAGAGGGCGCCACAGACCCCUCCGGCAACCCGCUCAGCCCCGGACACCGUCAGACAAGCGCCGCUAGACGUUUAGCUACCAACGUUUCUCAAAAUGAAAGCGUUAGAUUCCACUAAAGUGUCUCCUUUGAGCUCGACAAGAGAGGCUUUAGGAGGAGACCGUUUUGUCAGGGUCAGAAAAAGGGACUUGGAGAGACUGUCCACAGAGGUCAUGCAACUCAGAGAGUUUCUGCCAAAGGUUAUUAACAGAGACUUUAUCGACUGCCUGCAUAAAGCACGAUCUUUAGAAACACUGAAGGAGCAGAGCCAGCAAGAGCAGCAGCAGCUAAAGCAGGAGUGCCUACACCUUCGCUCACGCCUGGAAGCCCUGCAGGCAGAGUGUCAGAGAGAGAGGGAGGAGAAGAUGGUCCUGAGGGAGCAGUUGUGGGAGAGCAGGGAGCAGCUGCAGCAGCAGGCUGAGUUCUGUACGGGUCUUGGCGCUGCCUCCUGCACUCUACUCUGGAGUGCCUCCCGCAGGGAAGAGGCUGUCAGGGACAUAUUGGCUGAUGGAAAGCUGGAGCCGUUCCUGAAAGUAGCAGGUCAAACUCUUGAAAGUUUUGUCAAAUCUCUGGAUGAAGAGGAAAAGCCUCAGCAGAACUACAGUUCCCAUGAGCAUCAGUUUGUGCUAGCACUGGCAGGCAUCAUUACCAAUUUAGCAGCUGUGACGAGUGGGAGGGACUUCAUAUCCAGCUCCGCCCACAUCCUGUUGGACACUCUAAUGCAGCUGCUUGGGCUCAUGAAGCCAGGAGUGUUUCCAAAAUUGAAAGUGUUGAUGCUGAUGGCUUUAUAUAAUGUCAGCAUCAGUGUGAAUGGGCUAACAUACAUCAGCGAAAGUCCAGCACUCCUCCCCCUUAUCUGCACCCUGCUUAAAGACCGGGACUCAGAAGUGUGUCUGCAGGCUCUGCGGCUGCUCCAGUCUCUGCUAGUUGAGGGCAAGGCUUUGGAGCAGCUCACCCCGGACCUGCUGAGCUCUCUGCCAAUAGGACACAUUCGUCAGCUGGCCUCCAGUCGCCAUGCCACCCUCAGACAGACGGCCCAAGAGGCCCUGGAGGACCUAGAGCGGCUCACUAACAGCCAGAACGCAGCCUGUGAGAAAGAACAGUGAGGCCUUGGACAUCUCUAGACCAUGACAUCAUUAAUAAUACCCUUGCAAUUAUAUUAACAGCCAGUGUAGUGUGCACUGCUGACCCAGUCCAAACAGAACAGUGUUCUAGGUUCAGACAAGUUCUUCAAUGGGGCUCUCUUCAGUAGCUCUAAUUCUGUUCCUCAGUGGUAAGUGUAAUCAAUUAAAAGGGGUCAGAGGUCACAGAGCCAAUUGAAAAAUGUCCCAUUGACCUCCGGGGUGGUCCAGUAGGUAAUAAUAUUGGUUUAAGUAACCAAUGUUGUCUUUUGGUUUGCACUGAAUAGGGAUAGUGUUUCCACAGUUUGAAAAUGAUCAGUUGUUCUUAAUAUAUUAAAGAAAAAUUGCACAGUUUUUCAACAUAAUCUCUAUCUGUGGUAUCUGUAGCAUAUCGCUGUUGUCGGAAGAAAACCUUGUGUCUCCAAAAUGGUAACUUUACAGGAGAAGGAAAAACCUACUUUAC
Molecule: messenger RNA, 1631 nt
Organism: Pygocentrus nattereri (red-bellied piranha)
Lineage: Eukaryota; Metazoa; Chordata; Actinopteri; Characiformes; Serrasalmidae
Product: heat shock transcription factor 2 binding protein
Exons: 8
Coding region: 104-1153 (349 amino acids)
Cellular component (GO): cytosol
Source: RefSeq, a predicted model, not a curated record